GUCAGCCCUCAUUGGCUGUCGGUGAUAAUCGGUCAACAAGCGGACCGGAGAGAGGCUGGAGGGCUCAGGGCAGCAUGUUUACAGCUACUCAUACUCCUAAUUAGUUCUCUUAGACUAUUUACUCGCUUCUUUUUUUUAAAUCCCGAAACGACAGUGAGCUCGUUUCAGGGCGGACAAUGUUUUUGUGUCGCACGGGGAGGCUGUCUGCAGCGGCUCUGGAUCAGGCUUUCAGGUCAACGGGCUCGUUUCUAGUGCAAGUUAAAGCAAACAGACUGAGGGACGUCACUUUGACAUUACGCAAGGACUACACGUCUCAGGGACACCGGUGUUUCUGUGCAUCCGUCGGGGGUGGCGACUCAACUCGUGCGCACCUGCGGAAACAACAACAACAACAACCACAACCAGACCAGAACCGGGACUCAUCGUCUGGUUUUGUCAUCGCGGACUGGGGUCACUCGGACCGGGUGGCUGUGAAUCUCUCCAAACGCGUGCAAAGUGAAGGCGGUAAUAGAGAUAUUGGCAGACAGCCGCUGGUCCGUGCGAACAGGCGCCACAGCAGCGGAGGAGAGCCGGUUGGUAAUGUUUUGUUUACAGGUAACUGGGGGGUUUCCAGUCUACGCUGCUCCACCAGGACCAUGCAGACCAGAGCCUCGUCCACGACGAAGCGCGACCCCGGCGAGGAACAUUCGGUUGACAGCAACAAAGGGGAGGAGCAGAAUUUAAAGGAGGCCUCUACAACCUCCUCAUCCACCUUGAAUGCCCCGAGGGAGCCAGAGGCAGGAAAACCCAACAAGACCCAGCAGUUAAAGAAAGUCUUCAAAGAAUAUGGAGCAGUGGGAGUUUCCUUUCACAUCUGCAUUUCCCUCAUGUCCCUGGGAAUGUUCUAUCUCCUCAUAUCCAGUGGGAUCGAUAUGACGGCCGUGCUGUGCAAACUGGGCUUCAGCGAGGCGGUCGUUCGGUCUAAAAUGGCAGCAGGGACGAGCACGUUCGUCUUAGCCUACGCCAUCCACAAGCUCUUUGCUCCAGUUCGCAUCAGCAUCACUCUGGUGUCUGUACCUCUCAUCGUGCGCUACUUCAGAAAGACUGGUCUCUUUAAACCACCUACGCCUGCACCCUGAUGACCCUUCUCUACUCCUCCGCUGUCUCAUUAGGCAACAGACAUCCUGACUGUUAAUGGCCAUAAUUAAAACGCGUGUAUACAUUCUUACUCAUUGCCUUCAUCUAGAAAUGCCUCGUCUUUUCUCAGUUGUCGUUGUGAAUUCAGUUUAAGUGUAUUUAGAGUCAUGCCUUAAUAUGUGUGCAUUCCAAAAACCAGAAAACUAAAACUAAAAACUAUUUAUUUACAAUCAGAAGUAUGAUCAGGGAUUUUAAGUUGUAGUCAUAAGCUCUUUCAGUAGGCAGGUUUGUCUCUCAAUGCUGUGAAUGUUCCCUAUGGGGACAAGAGGAAAAAGCUGAUCUCCCCUCCACUGUUCGCUGACUAGGCCAUGUUCUGGUGUUAUGUGAAUCAGCAGAAUCUCUCUCUCCCUCCCUCUCUCUCUCUCUCUCUCUCUCUCUCUCUCUCUCUCUCUCUCUCUCUCUUUAUAUCACUUUGUUGUUCCUCUCCUAUCCUCACUUUUUCUCCCCAUCUUCUUUCCAUCUUGUUCUUUUCUUCUUUUAUUGCAAGCUAUGGAUGAAGACUGUUGGUUUGUCUUUCUCUCUCUCUCUCUCUCUCUCUCUCUCUCUCUCUCUCUCUCUCCUUAUAUCACUUUGUUGUUCCUCUCCUAUCCUCACUUUUUCUCCCCAUCUUCUCUCCAUCGCUAUGUAUGAAGACUGUUGGUUUGUGAGGGGUUUUUUUUGUCUGUAUUUAACUAUUAAAAGGGAUGUUCUCUAUUA
This is a messenger RNA of Dicentrarchus labrax (European seabass), 1872 nucleotides long. RefSeq names its product family with sequence similarity 210 member B (gene mims2). The record is from RefSeq and is a predicted model, not a curated record. Gene Ontology annotation, cellular component: mitochondrion. The coding region runs from base 177 to 1118 and encodes 313 amino acids. The transcript is spliced from 3 exons. NCBI's taxonomy places the organism in Eukaryota, Metazoa, Chordata, Actinopteri, Moronidae.